GGAGCUUAAGAUUGGACCUACCUUUGCUCUAUUUACACUGAUAAAGGGCUACCGAUAAGUAUGAUUUCAGAGCCGCUGUUGUUUGCACUAGCACUGGUCGAUACAGGCGUCGUUCUUUUCAUGCUAGUUUACUUCGUAAUAACACUCUCGGAUUUAGAAUGUGACUAUUUAAAUGCUCGGCAGUGUUGUUCAAAACUUAAUCAGUGGGUGGUACCAAAACUUGUAGCGCAUACAUUUUUAGUAUUAGUUCUAUUACUUUAUGGUCAGUGGAUACUGACUUUGGGAAAUCUACCAAUGAUUAUUUGGCUCUUCUAUGAGUACUUCACAGUGCCUAAGGGAAACAUGGGUAUCUAUGAUCCAACGGAAAUCCACAAUCGUGGUCAGCUCAAGAGGCAUAUACGAGAUUGCAUGAUAUACCUCGGGCAUUAUCUCAUCUUCUUUUUCAUCUACCUUUAUGGCAUGAUUAUAGCUCUAUUAAAGGGUGAUCCUACAAGUGACACAGUCUACGAUCCAGUAGAGUUUUAAUUACCAAAGAAACAAUACGUAUCUAUAAGUCUCUUCAUAUUAUUUAUACAUAACCUUAAUGUGCAUAUUCAUUAUUUAAGUGAUUAUUUAUUAAACGAAAUCUGCCCAGUCAAAGAUGGUACAGUUGAGAUAUUCAAUGUACUUAGAAAGUUAACCUGUGAGAAUGCUCCUAAUAAAAACACAUAUUUUUAAACAACAGAA
Messenger RNA from Orussus abietinus, 726 nucleotides. RefSeq names its product protein cornichon homolog 4 (gene cnir). Lineage: Eukaryota; Metazoa; Arthropoda; Insecta; Hymenoptera; Orussidae. Bases 61 to 525 code for a protein of 154 amino acids. The transcript has 4 exons. Gene Ontology annotation, biological process: endoplasmic reticulum to Golgi vesicle-mediated transport. Gene Ontology annotation, cellular component: endoplasmic reticulum membrane; COPII-coated ER to Golgi transport vesicle. The record is from RefSeq and is a predicted model, not a curated record.